This is a messenger RNA of Rubroshorea leprosula, 1230 nucleotides long. The record is from the annotation of a GenBank genome assembly. Lineage: Eukaryota; Viridiplantae; Streptophyta; Magnoliopsida; Malvales; Dipterocarpaceae.
AAAUAACGGAGGAAAUCUCUAUCUUUGUUAGAAAUUGCGAAGCGCUCGAAAGCCUGUCUCUGGCCGUGCAACUGAAAACCAACAAAGUCUUUCUUCCAGAUCCGCUCCAACGAAAGCUGCACCUUCUCUCUUCUUUCGAGCUCCAGCUGCCGGCUAUUGGGUUCCCGACGACGACUGUUGGUGCCUGAGUAAAUGUGGUAAAGAGGAAACAGUUCAGCUCGAAUCAAGUGCUGCGAAAUUUUGAGAGCAUGGCAAAAUCAAGGCACUAUUUUUCUUCCCACGAUUCAUCAUUAUCACCCACUUCGGUAAGAUCAAGAGAAUGGGAGGGUCCAUCUAGAUGGACAGAGUACUUAGGCCCUGAUGUUAGUUCUCCAAUGGCAACUAGGAGCUCUAAAAACGUCGGUUCAGAUGGUGGUGGGUCCCACAAGGGUUUGCAAUUGCAGUGGGUCGUGCAACUUAUUGAGGUUGCAGAAGGGCUUAUGGCUAAGAUGUAUAGAUUAAAUCAAAUCUUGGACUACCCAGAUCCUGUUGGUCACAAUUUUUCAGAAGCCUUUUGGAAAGCAGGCAUAUUCCCCAACCAUCCAAGAAUUUGUAUAUUUCUCUCCAAAAAGUUCCCAGACCACUUCAGUAAAUUGCAACUUGAGCGUGUUGAUAAGGCUGCUUUAGAUGCCUUACAUGACAGUGCAGAAAUUCAUUUGCAGAGUUUGGAACCAUGGAUUCAGCUACUUCUUGACUUGAUGGCAUUUCGUGAACAAGCCUUACGCCUUAUAUUGGACUUAAGUAGUACAGUUAUUACCUUGUUGCCUCAUCAGAAUUCACUUAUACUACAUGCAUUUAUGGAUCUCUUCUGUUCAUUUGUCCGUGUCAGCCUCUUUUCUGAGAAGCUGCCAAGGAAGAUGAUGCUGCAAGUAUAUAACCUUUUGCAUGCUGUGUCAAGAAACGAACGAGACUGUGAUUUUUACCAUAGGUUGGUUCAAUUCAUCGACUCCUAUGAUCCACCAUUGAAAGGAUUACAGGAAGACCUAAAUUUUGUCAGUCCUCGUAUUGGAGAGAGGCAUUGAGUAUUCAAUUUUUAAUUACAGGUUUUAGAGGCUGUUGGUCCUAUUAUUUUUUUAUCAACAGACACAAGGAAGCUGAGAAAUGAGGGAUUUUUAAGCCCAUAUCAUCCUCGAUAUCCAGACAUACUUACUAAUUCUGCUCAUCCAAUGGUAAUAACUGUUAUUUUGAAGA